AGCCCAACUAAUAUCUUCCAUGGUGUUCACGUUACUCGUGUUUGGAACCGGAACCCGUCCUUCCCGCCGGGCUGACACAGAUGUCUGCUUCUCCUGAAGAAGGUUUGGUCCAGCAAUGGACAAGUGAGCAGGCCCGUCUGAGACAGCAGCUGGUGGAGGAGGAUACAGAGGACUGGCAGAAGAACCUGGGGUUCUCAGGCCUGGAGAGAGUGGGUGGAGUGGACCUCUCCUUCAUCAAAGGGGAUGAUGUCAAUGCCUGCGCCCAGCUCGUGGUACUCAGCUACCCUGACCUGGAGCUGCUGUAUGAGAACAGUCAGAUGGUGACAUUGACAGCCCCCUAUGUCGCCGGCUUUCUUGCCUUCAGAGAGACCCCCUUCCUCAUCGAGGCUCUGCAGCAGCUAGAGAGAGACAAGCCCGAACUUCUGCCCCAGGUGGUGUUUGUGGAUGGAAAUGGCCUCUUUCACUACAGAGAGUUCGGCCUGGCGUGUCACCUGGGAGUGCUGUCAGGACUGCCCUGUGUGGGUGUAGCCAAAAACCUGCUACAGGUGCAGGGUGUGUACAAGAGUGAAGAGCAUCAGUCACAGAUAGCUGCUCUGCAGAAAGGAGGAGACAGCUUCCCACUCACAGCCACCUCAGGCAAAGUGCUCGGAAAGGCGCUGCGCAGCUCUGACAAGAGCUCAAAGCCGGUGUAUGUGUCCGUCGGCCACAAGAUCAGUCUGGACACAGCCGUACGCCUCACACACUCCUGCUGUCGCUACCGUGUACCAGAGCCCAUCAGACAGGCCGACUGUCGCUCCAGAGAAUACCUUCGCAUACGCUUCCCCUCUGCGGAUACGUGAAAAGAAUGAGGUAGGUGACAAAGUAUACACCACACACAUG
Molecule: messenger RNA, 879 nt
Organism: Scomber japonicus (chub mackerel)
Lineage: Eukaryota; Metazoa; Chordata; Actinopteri; Scombriformes; Scombridae
Product: endonuclease V-like
Exons: 8
Coding region: 81-839 (252 amino acids)
Biological process (GO): DNA repair
Cellular component (GO): cytoplasm; nucleolus
Molecular function (GO): single-stranded RNA binding; RNA endonuclease activity producing 5'-phosphomonoesters, hydrolytic mechanism
Source: RefSeq, a predicted model, not a curated record